CGUUCGCUCUCCUGCACGCUACAUAUAUUCGCACUGCCACCGUCGAGCCAGCAGCACCGCAAGGACUAUACACUUUCGUGCGCGCCUGUGUGUGUUUUUGUUUCUCCAAGUGCAUACGAGUGUGCAAGUGUGUGUGUUGUGCACGAAUAUACAUAGCAAAAUACAUAGACGAGAUCGCAGUUAGCACGCGCUGCAGCUGCGCGCACCAGAGAGCCAGCCAGCCAGCCACCAGUCGCAAGAUCGCCGUUAUGGCCUCUGCAUGUCUCGCGAUCGCGAGCAGCGCUGCACAUUGUUGUUUCGCGACCGUAGAGUGCUAGUGUAAGCGGUGUCUUUCGUUAUACCUGUAUAACGAGCUCGCUCGCUUGGACUCGAGUUCCUCGCGCUGUGUCCAGUGACAAAAUGUGAUCGGUGCCUCUCUGCUGCUGUCUCGUAUAAUUUACAAUCGACUCCGAAUCUGAAAGACCUGUCAGAGCCGCAGACGCGCAGACAUCGUCUCGGAAAAUAAAAGCAACGAGGAUCACAUCGGCGAGUCCUUGACUCGUCUUCUCUCUCUCUCUCUCGUUCUCCUCUUUCUCGGCGGCCGCCCGUAUAUACGUAUACGCACGUCUCUCUCUCUCUCUCGCUGCCGCUGCAACAGCGAAAUUCCCGAGCCUCUAAAUGGUUUUAUGGUCGAGAUACUGUGACCGAAGUCAGAGUCAGUGAGACAAAGGGAAAAAGAAAUAGGAGAUAAAAGGGCCGAGGAGAAGCAGGAUGGCGACGAUGACGAACAGAAUGUUACCCUGGAGGAUAACGAUGCUGAACUUGGAUAAAUUAUGGCUGCUAUACGGCUGCAUAUUUCUCGUGGCUUUUGGAAUUCAAGAGACAAAGUCACAGCUGCUGGAAUCGGAGUUCCAGCCGACGGUCACAGCCAUGUGCAAGCCCGGCUUCAUGAACAUCCGCGUGAACUUCAAUCAGAGCUUCGUGGGGACGGUGCACUCGCGCGGCUACAACAAGGAUUACCGCAGGCCGCCCUGCAUGGCCACGGGCAACGCCUCCAACUCCAUCAAUCUCAAGAUCGAUCUUUUCGCCAUACCGGAUUCACCCGAGUACUGCGGCAUCGUCGUUAACAACAGAACAGACGAGAGAUCUAUCUCGUUGGCGGUGAGAAUACACAAAACUCUAGAGCUCGCAGAUGACAAAUUUUACGUGAUAACGUGUGGAAAUACCAAGUACAGAAAUGCAAGGAACGAGACGUCUUUGGUGUCCUUACGACUUUUGGAUAGUGCAACCAAUAGGCGAGUACAAGAGGCCAUUUUUGGGCAUAAUUACACUCUUCGAGCCGAAAUUUCACCCGUCGACCUUACAUACGGCUUCAAAGUGAAAUCUUGUCUCGGGUUCGAUACGGACAAUCACAACGUAACUAUCGUCGAUGAACGAGGAUGUCCGGAUAAAUCGAGAUUCAUCUCGAAAUUCGUUUACGACAGGCAUGCAGGAACUGCCGAGGCGACACUGUCCGCGUUUCGCUUUUCCGAUACGCAGAAGCAGUUACAUCUCCAAUGCGAAAUAGUUUUAUGCAAAGAAACGUGCGGCGAGCCCGUUUGCGACGGCGACGACAAUGCACUUGCCAUCAAGGGUCAAGCUAAUCCCCGCGAAGAGGAGGCCUUGUUGCACGCCGGUACGAGCGUAUACGUGCUGAAUCCCGGCGAUACUCCCAUGCUGCAGCCCCUGUGCGAGGACGGCAUCAUACACCCGAGCUGGCUGCUCUGGCUGGCGAUAGCCCUGGGCAUUUUGCUGCUCAUCAUGUUCAUCAUCAACGUGUUCCUUUGCUCGGCGAUGACGUGCAGCUGUGCGCGCACCGAGAUCAUCGAGAAGGAGCCGUCGAUCAUCGAAGAUUACGAUCCUUACCGAAGCUGGCACGGCUCUCAAUACGGAUCGAGGUACUCGCUGAACGGAAAGCCAGGCUACACGUCGGGAGGCUCGACGAUGAACUCGACGCGCUCGAUCUCGACCAACAGCGACCACUACGCUAUCGUUCAUUCGCGACCCGGCAGCCGUUACUCGGGUCCACACAACAAGCAACACCACCAUCAUCGGGGACCCUCGUCCAAUCUCGGCUCCCAUUAUUCUGCCAAGUGAUGCGAUGCAUUGCUUUUUAGAAAAUUUUAGUCUAUUUUUAUUUUUUAUAAUUCUAAGAAAAAUCUCCGUAUUGUAUUAUAUAAAGUAUCGUUACAGCAUUUCAUAUUAUAUUCUAAUCGCGAGCAUUCGAGUUAUAUGAUUUCCUUAAUUUAUCUAAAUCCGAUGAGCUAUGCUAGAGGGCUAAGAAAAGUCAGUGCUUUAUUUCUUUUAUCUUAUAAGUUGAAGCAAACUAUACUUAAAAUUAACAAGUACUGUUUUACGCUUGUUAUUAAUGGCUAGUAAUGUUUGUUGCGUGCACAAAAGACCCCGGUUUAAUGUCAAUAGCAGUAUCUGUACGAUUAAUGUAGUGUAUAUCUUAUUAAUGGAUAGUGGAUACCUAAAAGUCGAUAAACCAUUCGUCACACCAUUUUUCAGAAAAUCGAAUAAAAUUUCUUAAUUUCUCCAAAUACUGAAUGAAAAAAUUGUUUAUAUCAACAUUUGUACAUUUAAAAUCUCAAAAAAGUUGACGAUUCCGAUAAUUAAUGUCAUUAUCUUAGAAAUUUGACCUACUCAAAGCAUUUUAUGUUACUUAUUUUUAGAUGUAGUUGGAACGGAGAAAUAAAACUUAAAAAAAUUUAA
Molecule: messenger RNA, 2733 nt
Organism: Trichogramma pretiosum
Lineage: Eukaryota; Metazoa; Arthropoda; Insecta; Hymenoptera; Trichogrammatidae
Exons: 10
Coding region: 751-2115 (454 amino acids)
Source: RefSeq, a predicted model, not a curated record